GAGAAACAAAGAAAAGCUUCUCUUAAUUAAUUUAGUAAUUUAAUUGUUGAUUGUUAUUUUGUGCAAUACGUACUCGCAUUGCAAAUUUGCAAUGGCUUUCAAUUCUAUCCUGGCCUUCUUCAUAGGUGCUUCCUUGUUGGUCAUCGGUGCCUUCGCCUCAGGGCCAGCCUCAGUUUGCUCAGCUGGAAAGAGUCAGUCCCCAGUUGACAUAAAUACAUACUUAUCUCCAAUCAACAAAACCUUAGAACCGUUGGACAGACAAUAUAGUAGUCUAGAUGUUCAGAAGGCUACAUUAGUCUGUGAUGGCAAACAUUUGGAGAUAUCACUUAACGGAAAUGGAGGGUUGAAAAUUUAUGGCAAGCCAUACAAUUUGAGGCAACUUCUGUUUCAUACUCCAUCUGAGCAUCGUCUUAAUAGCGUCCCAUAUGCUGCAGAGGUACAACAGGUACACGAAGCGCCUGAUGGAAGCCGUGCGGUGGUGGCAAUUCUCUUCAAGUAUGGCCCACCUAGUCCCUUCAUUGACAUGUUAAUGCCCCAGCUUGAACAACUAGCAAAGAAACCAUGUCCUGGAAAUGAACAAAGGAUUGACAUCCCAAAGUUUGAUUUGAGCUUCUUGAGGAAAUGGCCACGCGAUUAUUAUAGAUACCUUGGCUCUAACACCUCCCCUCCUUGUACCGAAAAUGUCAUUUGGAAUGUCCUUUCCGAGGCUAAAACAAUUUCAGCGGCACAAGUUACUGCAUUGAGCGCUCCACUUUGUCAAGAGAACAAGAACAAUGCAAGGCCCGUGCAGCCAUUGAAUGGAAGAAAGGUUCAGGUUUAUGAUGAGGUUUAGUUCAUUAAGCAUUGCAUAAUAUGGGAUGUCUAGCUUCAGACAAAAUUUUAAAGACCUAGUACAACUUUUUUCCUCUUUGUGUAUUUUAUUUAUUUCUUUUUAUAAUUCUUAUGAGAAACAACCUUUUAUAAGUCUUUUGUGAGAAAUUACUUUUUAACA
Messenger RNA from Spinacia oleracea (spinach), 991 nucleotides. RefSeq names its product alpha carbonic anhydrase 1, chloroplastic-like. Gene Ontology annotation, biological process: one-carbon metabolic process. The transcript has 6 exons. Gene Ontology annotation, molecular function: carbonate dehydratase activity; zinc ion binding. Bases 92 to 832 code for a protein of 246 amino acids. The record is from RefSeq and is a predicted model, not a curated record. Lineage: Eukaryota; Viridiplantae; Streptophyta; Magnoliopsida; Caryophyllales; Amaranthaceae.